This is a messenger RNA of Ipomoea nil (Japanese morning glory), 867 nucleotides long. Its product is annotated as 50S ribosomal protein 5 alpha, chloroplastic-like. The coding region runs from base 6 to 635 and encodes 209 amino acids. The record is from RefSeq and is a predicted model, not a curated record. NCBI's taxonomy places the organism in Eukaryota, Viridiplantae, Streptophyta, Magnoliopsida, Solanales, Convolvulaceae. The transcript has 2 exons.
GGUUGAUGAUUGGGCUUUUGCGUAACAGUCAGUCCUGUGAGAUUAACAUCAAGACCGGAAGUUGUUGUUUAAUGUGUAUGACUUCACGCCUUUGUCUUCUUCCUUCCAUUGUUCAAAACUUCAAAUCCCGGACCGUAGAAAAGCUAAAUAUAUCCAGAAGAGAAGAGAAGAGAAGAGAAGAAAUGAAGGCAGCUGGGCUCAUCUCCUUCACCGCAACUACUAUCGCUAUUCCCCACGCCUCGCAUUCACUAUCAUCUAAUUCGCUCUCCCCUCAUCACUUCUCCAGGCUUGUUAAGACUUCUAAUGUUCUGCCUCUGAAAUCAUACACCAAUUACUGGAUUUGUGCACCCUAUGGGUUCAAAGAGAGAGGUGUGUUGAUUGCCAAUGCAGCUUCUGAUGCUGCUGAUGGCAUGGACACUGACAAUCCCGAGCCUCCCUCAGAAGGCGAAGAGGAAAGUUUGCCCUUUGAGAAUGAUACAUUGGAGCCCAAGCUUCAACUGAAGCUUGAGCAGAAGAUGAGGAUGAAGGUGGCAAAGAAAAUUAGCCUGAGAAGGAAGAAGCUCGAUAGGAAGCGCCGCUUAAGGAAGAAGGGGAGAUGGCCUCCUUCAAAGUUGAAGAAGAACAAGAAUGUGUAGCUUGUUAUAACAUUUCAUGCCUGAAUGUUUAACUCCCUUGUAGCCCUUGUGAUCUUAAAAUCUUUUCUUGAGCCUAUUGUAUAUUCAAAAGCUAGGAAACUUCUUAACAAUUUCUUCUUGAGGCUGUGAAUUGGGUAAAGCUACACAAGAGAAAUAAAUUGUACUAGAAAGUGACAAGACUCGAACUUAUGGCUUUCAAGUAAGAGAAUCAUGCCUUCGGGUUUCGAUCACA